This is a messenger RNA of Chrysochloris asiatica (Cape golden mole), 1023 nucleotides long. It is a transcript of the gene CCDC97, whose product is annotated as coiled-coil domain containing 97. NCBI's taxonomy places the organism in Eukaryota, Metazoa, Chordata, Mammalia, Afrosoricida, Chrysochloridae. The transcript is spliced from 5 exons. The record is from RefSeq and is a predicted model, not a curated record. The coding region runs from base 1 to 1023 and encodes 340 amino acids.
AUGGAGCCCGUAGCGGCCGCGGCGGCGGAGAAUGAACCCGAUAAGGGCCACACAGAGCCCAGUCCUGGCCACUGGGGGGAGCUUAGCUGGACGUCAGUUCCACCCAAGCCCCAGGAGAAGGUGGACGCCUCCUCAGAGGGAGCUCCAGAGGCCCUGGACAAGGACCCAGCCGAGGCUGAAGGUGCAGCAGUGAGCACCAUGCUGCGGGCCGUGGCCACCAGCCGCCUGCCUGUGUGCAGCCAGCAGCAGGGCGAGCCUGACCUGACGGAGCGAGAGAAGGUGGCCAUCCUGGGCCAGCUGUACCACGAGAAACCUCUGGUGUUCCUGGAGCGCUUCCACACGAGCCUCCGUGAGGAGCACCUGACCUGCUUCAGCCACUUGCGUGGAGACCACCGCGCAGACUUCUAUUGUACCAAGGUGGCCCAGCAGGGCACCGCCCGGCCCCGUGCCCUGCGCAAUCGCCGCUAUGCUGCCCUGCGUGAGCUCAUCCAAGGAGGCGAGUACUUCAGUGACGAGCAGAUGCGGUUCCGAGCCCCGCUGCUGUAUGAGCAGUACAUCGGGCAGUACCUCACCCAGGAGGAGCUCAGCGCCCGCACCCCAGCCUCCCAGCCCCCCAGGCCUGGCUCCCCCGGCACCCCCACCUGCCAACUCUCCGACCUGCUGCUGCAAUCCUACCAGGAGUGGGAGGUACAGCAGCGCCUGCUCCAACAGCAGGAAGAAGAGGCGGCCUGCGAGGAGGAGGAGGACGAGGAGGAGGACAGCGACGUGGAAGAUGAGAGCUCUGGCCAAGACUCAGAGGCCUGGGUCCCCGACUCAGAGGAAAGGCUGAUCCUGCGGGAGGAGUUCACUAGCCGGAUGCACCAGCGCUUUCUGGACGGCAAGGAUGGCGACUUUGACUACAGCACAGUGGACGACAACCCCGACUUCGACAACCUGGACAUCGUGGCACGAGAUGAGGAGGAGAGGUACUUUGACGAGGAAGAACCCGAGGACGCACCCAGCCCAGAGCCAGAUGGAGACUGA